Stegodyphus dumicola is the source of this 1923-nucleotide messenger RNA. RefSeq names its product arylsulfatase B-like. NCBI's taxonomy places the organism in Eukaryota, Metazoa, Arthropoda, Arachnida, Araneae, Eresidae. The record is from RefSeq and is a predicted model, not a curated record. Gene Ontology annotation, molecular function: sulfuric ester hydrolase activity.
GCUCGCGCUGAUUUUACAACAGGUUUACAAGGUCAUCGCAUUAAGAAGAGAAUGUUCCUAUUCUCCCCACCUCGCAUCUUUCUUUCAGAAGAUCUUGAAUUACUGGCAGAAUAAUCGUAUAUUCUGUUUUAAUCUUUGUGGUGCCUUUAAUGUCUAGUGAUAGUUAGGAACAGUGUGUUUCUCAGCGCUAAGGAUCAAAGCCAACUGAGAAUUUUGCGGCUUAUUUAUAAUGGCUAAGUAUCGAAUGGGAAUGACGUAAAAAAAUCUUAAUGAGACUGAUUUAAAUAACGAUGCCUUGGAGAUAAAUGUAUUUUGAACAUUUCUUCUUUAGAAAUUCUAUGUGAAAAGUGCAUAAAACUGGGUCAUAGAGUUUUUCAAAGCAGCUAAGUAUGAUGAUCCUUUUGCCGCUUCUAGCAGCGGGACUUGCUACGAUAUGUGCUGAAGAAGUUGAAGAAACUAAAACUGGGGCUCCUCAUAUAAUUUUUGUAUUAGCUGACGAUCUGGGAUGGAAUGACGUCAGUUUCCACGGUUCUCCUCAGAUCCCCACGCCAAACAUUGAUGCUUUAGCAGCUUCUUCUAUAAUUUUGCACAACUACUAUACAGAAUCUUUAUGCACGCCUUCUCGGGCAUCUUUACUUAGUGGAAAAUAUCCCAUUCACAUUGGUCUUCAUCACUCCGAAAUUAAAAGUGGAGAGCCCAUUGGUCUUCCUUUAGAUGUAAUGAUUAUGCCUGAGCAUUUCAAAAAUCUAGGAUAUGAGACUCAUAUGAUAGGAAAGUGGCAUUUAGGAUAUGCAAAAAACGAAUACACGCCUUUGUAUAGAGGAUUUGAUUCAUUUUUUGGCUUUUACAAUGACCAUAUUGAUUACUAUGAUUACACUAAUUAUGAGGCAUCUGAAGGUCCUACAAGUUUGGCAUUUUAUGGGGUAGACCUACAAAAUGGAUCGACUGUUAUUAAAGAUUUUCGAGGACGUUAUGCUACAGAUAUUUUCACUGAAAGGGCAGUAGACGUUAUAGCUAACCAUAACAGUACAAACUUUCAAGGUGGAGAAGCAAGACAAUUAGGGAAAAUUGACGGCUAUAGCAUGUGGAAGGCCUUGAUACAAAAUGCCCCAUCCCCAAGACUUGAAAUUUUGCAUAACAUAGAUCCCAUAAGUGGAAUGGCAUGCCUUAGACGAGGUGAUUAUAAGCUCAUUAAAAGAACGGCACCUGGAGGCAAAGAUUUGUGGUAUGGACCGUCUGGCUUUGAAGAUAUUGAACAACCUUCUUCAUUAGAUGAUUUGGUGUUCAAGAACGACAGUAUAGUGAAACAAAUUCUUGAAGAAGAAGAUAUGUGGUUAGUAAAAACUCCUGAUUCUUGGAGGAUUAACGUUGCUGUAAAGUGUAAACAACCACCACCAACAGAUAAUGGAAGUUGCGAUCUAAAUAUCUCUCCAUGCCUUUUCAAUGUAGCUGCAGAUCCAUGCGAGUACAAUAAUUUAGCUCUUCAAUAUCCUAGGAUUGUAAAAUCUAUGUUGGAAAUAAUAGAUAAAUAUAAUGCAACUGCUACUACACCUCUCAGCACUGAAAGGGAUUCAAUGGGAGAUCCCAGAUGUCACGAUUUUGCUCAUGUACCAUGGAUGAAUCAAGAUACUACAUCAGAUUGUCCCUAUACUUAAUCACUGUUCAAAACUUAUCUGUUCUUAAAACUCUCAAAUUUUAUAAAUCUAAUAAGUUCUACUCUUUUUGCUGUUAAUUAUUAACUAAACUAUUAUAAAAUCUAAAUAAUUGUUCGAAACUAUUAGAAAGCAAACCUGCUACAACAGUAAAUACCUCAUUCAUAAUGCGCAAUCAUUCAGCAUUACAUUCUCGAAAGUGAUAUGUAUAAUUUUAUGUGCCUAUAAAACUUGUCAUGUUCUAUGAAUAAAAAUUAUUUUUUAGUAUUAA